This is a messenger RNA of Apaloderma vittatum (bar-tailed trogon), 10165 nucleotides long. It is a transcript of the gene BRCA2, whose product is annotated as breast cancer 2, early onset. Gene Ontology annotation, cellular component: nucleus. Lineage: Eukaryota; Metazoa; Chordata; Aves; Trogoniformes; Trogonidae. The annotation marks the transcript as partial. Gene Ontology annotation, biological process: double-strand break repair via homologous recombination; regulation of DNA-templated transcription. The transcript has 26 exons. The record is from RefSeq and is a predicted model, not a curated record.
GUUUUUCAGCAACGCUUCCAGUAAUGGUGUGAGUCAGAAAAUGGCUUGCAAACCAACUUUCUUUGAAAUAUUUAAGGCACAUUGCAGUGAUUCAGACUUAGGGCCUAUCAGUCUCAACUGGUUUGAAGAACUCAGUGCAGAAGCACCCUCAUAUGAGCCUAAAUUGUUAGGAGAACCUGAUGUUCCCUUUGGCUGGCCUGAUCAAACAUCUUAUAAAACUCCAAAGGCAAAACCUUCCACAUGCAGUCAGCUGGCAUCAACUCCACUGAUUUUUAAAGAAGAAAAUACAGUAUUGCCACCUUACUGUUCUCCUGGAAAAGAACUGGAUCAGAAAAAAAUAGAAGCAAGCAGAGAAAAUUUGAUAAGCCCAAGUAUCCCGAGAAGAAUAGAUCAAGAAAAUGAAAUACCUGCUUCUCCUUCUGGUACCUACCGCAACUGCCUUGCUGCUAGUCCAACAAUUUUAAGGAAUACCUACAGAACACCCCAGAGAAGUAAUAUGCCUGGACCAUAUGGAAGCUUGUUUUGCACACCAAAAUUUUUGGAGGUCAGAACUCCAAAACGUAUUUCUGAAAGUCUGGGAGCAGAAGUGGAUCCAGAUAUGUCCUGGUCAAGUUCUUUAGCCACACCUCCCACACUUGGUGCAACAGUGUUAAUAGCUAGAGAGAAUGAUUCUAUUUCUGGAGCAAAGAAUCAGGAUGAAAGAGCUGAGAGAAUUUUGCGCAGCUUUUUUUCCAAAAGUGAUAAAUGUCCUGGGACGAGUGAUGCAAGUACGCUGUUUGUACCAGAGACGGCAAAGCUGAAUUCUGAAGAUGACAUCAGAGAUUUUGAGUCAGAGAUGUUAGACGGCUUAUUUGGUGAGAUGAAUAGCUUUGAGGAUACAUGCAGCAUGCCUGCCAAGUCCACUGGGGCUCAUCUGCUGAUGCCACAUGUUCUGGAUGCAGUAGAAGAAUGUGAAAUAGACAGAGAUAAAGCACAAGGAAAGGAGGAUGUUUCUUCCGAGCAGCCCAUUGGAAGGAAGACUGGCAUUUCACAGGAAGUGAAAACAACAAGCUGGACUGGAAAGAGCCCCUCUAUUGAAAUGAAGGUUUCUUUACAACAAAACACAGAUGAAGACACGGGGAAUGGUAAAGGUGGCUGUUUAAUAGGACCUGAAAAGGAAUUGGAGUCACCUAGGAUGGCAGGAGAUGUGCAGGAUUGUAGAACACACGAGUCAUCUGUGAAUGAGAAGCCUUUGAAAGAAGACGUGCUGUCUUCGUCAAGCCAGUGGUCUCAACUGAACUUAUCUGAUCUUGAUGUAACUCACUGGGAAACAUCUAUAUGUAGCUCUCCACCCUCUGACUUGCGUAGAGAGAAAAAUUUGGAAGAUAAGUCAGUAUUAAUGACCAAGGAUGAUGCUGUAGAAACGUCUUUACUGAAUACCUCGGGCUCAAUAAAAGCACAGAAGCUCUUGAGUGUCAAUUUGUCAGAAAAGCGCUGUGAAGUGAAAAAUUCUGAAAACAACCCAACAUCAGAAGUAACUCCUGUAAAAUCUGUGUCUCUGAGUGUUCAAGAUCCAAAGUUAGUAAAAGGAUGUGCGGCUGAGAAGGUUUCUAAAAUGAGCUUCUUAAACAGUAAUUCUUUUUUAAUUGAAAGCACAAAUGUCACAGAGUACUCUCUGGUCUACAAUGGCAGCUUUUCCAAGCAUUUAAAAGCAACUUCUAAAUCUGUUGUAACGGAUGUUCUGUCUCACCCACUUGUAUGUGGUGCUACAUCUCCAGAUAAUUGCAGUGACCUACAUUUAACAAAUAGUGAAAAUACCCUUACAAAGUCUGACUUUAAGAGCCUGAAUGUGUUAUCCAGCUUGAGAAAGAGAUCCAAGAGAUUUAUUUAUGCAAUAAAUAAUACUUUACUGUACCAAGAAGAAAAAAUACAGAAGGAAGUAACCUCUGAAUCACCAAUUCAUCCUGUAUUACCGCAUUCAGAAUCCAACUCUUGUGAAUUUAAAGACUCUCAUGUGGCCAGUGUUGACAAUCAAGGCUGCUUGCUUCUUGCUGAGAGAAAGCAUUUGCAAUCAGAUAUCAAGGAAAAUAGUCUCAGCACUUGUACUUUAAAAAUGGAUAUAAUGGAUAACUCAUCUGAUAGGCUGGAGCAACAAGACCUGAGAGUAUUGGGGGCAAAUGUAAGAGAGCAUCAACCCACCACAUCAUUGAAAUGCUUAGAGGUAUCUAAUACACAGAAAGAAGCCACUGCAGAGUCUUUAAGGGGUGAAAUAAUUUCAAAUAUAAAACGUAAAGUUCUAACUUCAGCACACCUAAUGGCAAGAAAGCAUUCUAGAUUGCUCCCUAAAUGCUGUUGCUUAGAGAAAGGCACGGAAGACAAGUGUAUGAGUGCUAACGUGAACAACGAAGCUCAGAGCCUUAAAGAACAGUUUACAUGGUCUUCUCCUAAGGAUAACGAGCGCUUGAUUGAUGUGCACCAUGACACUAUGUUUGUGACAAACGACAGUCAGAUAGACUUUGGCAUAAAUACAGUCAGUUAUUGCUGCAAUAAAAUAUCAACUGAUGAAAGACAUGCUCCAGAUCAGCAGUCAGUAGUUGGCUCUAGAGGAGUACUUGGACCUUUGGGAAUAAACCACUCAGAAAACAGUAGUACUGCAUUAAAACAAGAGGACAGAACAGUUGCAGCUGCCUUUUCAGAAGCUGUAGCUGAAAAUCAAGAGCCAAAGUCAGCUGAAAGCAAUGAAAGCCUUCAAGCAGCUGCUGGCAAUAACAUAGCUGUACAGACUGCUAAAGAACUGUUAGACUGUAUAGAUGAUAAGUCUUUAAAUGAAGUAAUUUCUGAAGAAGAUAAGCGAGUAGCACCUAUGUAUUCCAGCAUAACGGCAAAUAGGAACCUAAAGCAUAAAGAGAAACUGUCAGGAAAUCUUAAUGCCUGCAGUUUAAAUCUGGGCUUCUGUGGCUUUCAGACUGCUUCCAAUAAGCAGAUUACAUUCUCUGAAAUCAGUAUAGCAAAAGGCAGAACACUGUUCAAAGACAUCGAAAAUGACUACUUUGAAGCCUCUUCUGUGGAAGGAGUCAGAAACUUUUCAAAUCAAGUUAAAAAGGAGAGUAAAUUCUUCUCAGAUUCAGAAAGCAAGUUGGGCAGUAAUUUAUCUGGUUCUUUAGAUUCACAGACAAAUUUUCUGGAGCCCAGGCAUACAGAGUUUAUUUCACAUAAAGUUGGCUCAUGUAGAAGCUUUCCUAGGAGUCAACAAUCCUUGCAAGAAACAAAUCAAACUUUGACAGCAAGCCAAGAAGCUGAAAUUGCUGAACUUUCUAGUAUCCUAGAAGAAACAGGUAGUCAGUUUGAGUUUACACAGUUUAGAAAGCAAAGUAACAAGAUACAAAGUCAUGUCUUCCAACAGCUUGGAACUGUGGAAACGUGUGGAACAACAAAUGCGGAAAAUAUCUCUGAAAUAAGGAAAGACGCUAAUUUUUGUAACACACUUAAAUCUGAAAAUCAAGUAAAAAAUGACACAUAUUGUGCUAAGCAGGAAGACAUAAAUGAAGGCUCUAAAGUGGUGGAAUAUGAGAAAGAAAACACCAUAGUUUUCCAUAAAAAUGACCAAAAGGUUACUUUUAUUAACUUAGACAGAAAUGAAAGUAGAGUAUCUCAUGGGAGCUCUUCAGUAGCUAAACAGGAAAGCUCUUCUAAUUUUGUGGGCUUUACUUCAGCUGGAGGUAAAAAAAUAAAUAUUUCUAAGAAGGCUUUGACCAGAUCAGCAGAGCUCUUCAGGGACUUGGAUGGUGACAACUGUUUCUUUAAAGCUGCUGAAACUAAUACUACAUGUUGCAAUGCAAAUGGGCAAGUGUCUUCCAACUGUAACUUUAUCACAUACCUGGCAAAAGAAAAGAAAGGAAAACCGGUUUGUGCUUCAGAUUUCAAAAGUGUUGGUGCCUUCUUCCACCAUGCACAGAAAAAAAAUGGAGAAACUAUUAGUACCCUCUUCAAGGAAGAUACAGAAAAUCCAACAAAAAUAUCAGUAGAUAAUAAUGAAAAUGUUAAUUUCAGUAGUACUAAUACUGUCAUCAACAGUCCAGCAUCCAUUAAAAAAUAUAAUCACAAUCAAACUUCCAAACAGUUUUUGAAUCAAGGAGAUUGCCAAGCUGAAGGUAGUUUUCAAGAAGACUCAUUAAGCGUAUCAUGUCUAGGAGAUGCUAUUACAACUGCAGAAGAACAUAUUUUAUCAGAUGAAAUGGAAAACCUGUCCUCUAAUCAGGAAGGAGAAGACCAUAAGGAAAAGGAACACUUGUCACAAAAAUUUCAAAUUCCAGCUGGUGGUGAUCCAUCCAUCUCUGAUGCAGCUUUGGAUCAUUCUCUAUGCUUGCUCAGUGUACAGUUUGGAGAAGAAGAUGUAAAUGUGUUGAAGGACGCUGAUAAACAAAAAACUAAUUGUAAAAAUACGGAAGGAGAAGACACCACCCAUGCUAAGAACCUGUCAGUGAAAGAAAGCAGAAUAAAAAUAGAUUCUUCCCAUCAUCAUCAAAUACCUGUUGAGCAAGAUGUGGAUGUUGAAAAAAAUGAAGUGCGAGGGCGUUAUCUGACUGGUUUUCAUACUGCUAGUGGCAAGAAAAUAACAAUUGCUGAUGGAUUUUUGGCUAAAGCUGAACAGUUUUUUGCAGAAAAUGUUGAUAUAGGAAAGGAACAUAAUGAUAAUAUUGAGAACCCCAUGAACAACAUGAAAUGUGAUAAAAGCUGUAUCAAAGAAUGUGAUGUAAGUAUUGAAAGCAUUACUCACUUUGAUCUGGAGAAACUUAAUAAAAAACUUGUUCCUGAAGAACCUGGAGAUCAGUUUAAGCCAGCAGUAGACCGCAGUCCUAUUAAGCACAGUAUGAUUCUUGAUGCUGUUCAAGUAGAUGCAUUUGUUAAUCUAGGUGAAGAUUGUGAAAGAAGUUUGGUAACUUCGUAUGCACAUGAAAAAGCUGAUGUCGGACCUGGAAAGUUGGAAUCCUUUCCCGGACAGGAGAGUGAUGCUUUAAGUAGAACUUCUUUGUCUGAAGAUGGAAAACUGUUUGCAGAGGGAGAGAUGGAAUAUUUGUCGAAUAAGAGAGAUGAUUCGGAAAUCAUGCAUGAUGUUCCUCUGUGCUCUCCUGCAUCUCUGCAUUUAAUGAAGGUAUCGGAUGGCCUUGGAGAUAGAAAAAAAUCUGGAUUUGUUGAGGAUAGUAUAUCUGAUCAAUCCCUCCUCUUAACUUCAAAAAGUAGCUCUUACUUGAACUGUGAGAGUAAGGAAUUUGACUUAGAACAUUUAAAGGAACCUUGUGCUGAUACAAACUGCUUCACAGGCACCAUAGCUAAUGCUUGUCAAAACCAGUCACAAGUCAUUCUUCCUGAAAAUGAAACUAAUUUAACUAGGUUAAAAGAAACAGUGCUUAAUGUUGAAAAUCAAAAGGGUGAUCCGAAGCAAGUUGUGUUUAGUACAGCCAAAGGUAAGGCAGUUUCUGUUUCCAAAAGUGCGUUAGCAAAAGUCAAACAAAUGUUUCAAGAAGACUACAGUGAACUUGUAAAAUAUGCAACUAACUCAGAAACUAAUCAAACAGAAAUUGCUGGAAAUUCAUCUAUCAUUCAUGCCGAGUGCCCUACUUCCGCUAAGUUUUUAAAUGCUGGAAGAAGUGAAGAGAUUAAUGCCUCUGCGUCCCAUUUUAUUAAAGCAAAUGCAAGUACAAGUGAAAAUGAUCACCAAGAUACAAACAUAUCUGCAGAUGAAAAGUCUGUUGCAAAUUCUCAGAGGCGAUGUUUUGAGCAGAGUAUUAAGGUUUUAGGGCACUCGCCUGUUCCAGAUAAGCCAAUAAAGCAGUCAGAUUGUUCUUCAAGAAGCCUUGGAUUUUUUAGUACAGCAAGAGGUAAGCCCGUACAACUGUCAGAAGAAUCACUCCAGAAAGCUAGACAGCUCUUUUCUGAAAUGGAAGGUAGUGAUUCACUGCAUAUACAAGAAGCAUUUUUAGUUAAGGAAGGUGUUGGAAAGUCCGAAAUGCAUGCUGCAGUUGUUCCUAGGAAGACACAGAUAGCCUUACGGAAAGGGGAGGAAAAUGCCAGCACUGAGUUGAUUUCAGAUCCUGCUUUUGGGUUCAGCACUGCGAGUGGGAAGCAGGUAACAGUCUCUAAAAACGCCUAUCAAAAAGCAAAGGCAAUUUUAAAAGAAUCAGAUGACUUUUUCAGCAGUGGAUUUUGUGUUCUAGAUCAACUUGGUUCAAUUAAAGAGAAUGUAAAAUCUUUAACUGAUAAAGUCAUCUCAGAAUCUAAAAUUGAAAAAAGCUGCAAUGAAGACUUUGACCUAAAAAGCCCUGAGGAAAUGGAGUCUUUUCCAAGCACUCACUGUGUCAUAGUGCCUGAGCAUGUACAGCAGAGCAAGAAAAACAAGCAGUUGACAUCACUUGAAAAUAGCUUUAAGCGGGAGGAGACUGAGCCAUUCGGAAAAGGGCAGCUGAAUCUGGGGAUGAAAACAAAGUCUGAAGCAAUUUUGUGCAGUGCUACUGCUAAAGCAGAAACUAAUAUUGAUCUUCUCCAGACUCCAAAAAAUUACUUAGAAGUGGAGGCUGUAGAAAGUGCAAGAGCUUUUAUGGAAGACGAUCUUUCCAAUUCUGGAGUAACAAUUAAUGCUGCACAGUCCUUCAGUGGCAGACUGGAUAAAAGCUUUCAGAAGAAUACCUUUGGGAAGAGGCGCUUUGAAGAAGAAAACUCACUCGGAGAACCUCCAAUUAAAAGACAGCUACUACUUGAAUUUAACAGAACAAAUAAUCCUCCCAGAUCUCUGCAAGCUUCGAAAAGCACCCCUGAUGGCAUUUUCAAAGACAGAAGAAAAUUUAUGUACCAUGUUCCUUUAAAACCUGUAACUUGUCAACCUUUUGGGGCUACUAAAGAGCGACAAGAAGUCAAGAAUCCUACCCUUACUCUACCAGAUCAAGACUUCAAAGGGUUCAAAUCCAAACCUGCCAUUUUUCAGCAUAGUGCCCCGAGGCAGCCUUCACAUGGUCCUUCAGGGGUUUCUACUCCAUGUAAGGCCUCAGCAAAAGAGAGCGAAGAAACAGGAAGUUUGCACAAAUCUGGCAAAACUACUAAAACUUUUAUUCCACCCUUCAAAACCAAGGUGACGUUUUCUACAGGGGAACAAGGCAGCAGCAAAAGAUGUGGCUCACCAGCUGGCAAAAACAGGACUGAUGAGGUGGAGCUAAAUCAGACCAGAGCUGAAGAAAUUGUUGCUGAACCUCAGGAUCACCAGUUUUGCAUCCAGCAAGCAGGAGACACUGACCUAGAAAAUAGCAAUUUAGCAAUGGUCAAGAUGAUGACAAAUCUCCACUGUGCCAGAGAUCUGCAGGAAAUGAGAAUUAAAAAGAAAUACAGGCAAAAUAUUAGCUCACAGCCAGGAAGUCUUUAUGUCACUAAAACAUCUGCAAGAAAUAGAAUCUCUCUGAAAUCUGCAGUAGAAGAGAAAUCUCCUAGUUUUUAUUCUACAGACGAGCUUUACACAUACGGUGUUUCAAAACAUUGCAUACAAGUGAACAGCACAAAUGCAGAAUCCUUCCAGUUUUUCAUGAAAGACUUUUUCAGUACGGAGCAUUUAUUAGCUGGAAAUGGGAUGCAGCUUGCUGAUGGAGGAUGGCUGAUACCUACAGAUGAGGGAAAAGCUGGAAAAAAAGAGUUUUACAGAGCUCUGUGUGACACUCCUGGUGUGGACCCCAAGCUGAUAACAGAGGCCUGGGUUUACAACCACUACAGGUGGAUCGUGUGGAAACUGGCAGCCAUGGAAGUGUCUUUCCCACAUGAAUUUGCAAACAGAUGUUUGACACCAGAAAUGGUGCUGUUGCAGUUGAAAUACAGGUAUGAUUUGGAAGUUGAUAAAAGUCAACGCUCAGCAAUCAAAAAAAUAACAGAAAGAGAUGACGCGGCAGGUAAAACACUUGUCCUGUGUAUUUCUAGAAUCAUAUCGUUAAACACCGCUCUAUCUCCUAGCAGUAGCAAUAAAAAUGUGGAAAUUAAAAAAGCAGCAGCAGCAAUAGUUGAAGUUACCGAUGGCUGGUAUGGGAUCAGAGCUCUUCUGGAUCCGCCUCUCCAAGCUUUCUUACGUAGAAGGCGGCUGGCGGUGGGUCAGAAAAUCAUCGUGCACGGAGCAGAACUGGUCGGCUCUCAGAAUGGCUGUACGCCGCUGGAAGCUCCCGAUUCCCUUAUGUUAAAGAUUUCAGCGAACAGCACUCGAUGUGCGCGGUGGCACGUGAAACUAGGAUUUCAUCGGGAUCCCAGACCUUUUCCUUUGCCUUUGUCAUCACUUUACAGUGAGGGUGGCGCAGUGGGGUGUAUUGAUGUAGUUAUUCAAAGAACUUACCCUGUUCAGUGGAUGGAAAAGACAUCAGCUGGUUCAUAUGUGUUUCGUAACAGUCGAGCUGAAGAAAGGGAAGCUGCCAAGCACGCAGAGGAUCAACAGAAGAAACUGGAAGCUCUGUUUGCAAAAAUCCAAGCAGAAUAUGAAGAGCGUGAAGAGAGAAUGAGCAGAAGGACACUGAGAUCACACGUAGUCACAAGACAGCAAAUCCGCAGUUUGCAAGAUGGUGCAGAACUUUAUGAAGCAAUUCAGAAUGCAUCUGAUCCUGAUUAUAUGGAGGGGUAUCUCAGUGAAGACCAAUUAAAAGCUUUGAAUGCUCACAGGCAGUUGAUGAAUGAUAAAAAGCAAACUCGGAUACAGGAAGAAUUCAAGAAGGCUUUGGAGUCAGCAGAACAGGGAGAAAACAGUUGUUCCAAAAGAGAUGUGUGUACUGUAUGGAAACUAUGUGUGGUAGACUACAGACAGCAAGAAAAACAUAAAGGUGCAAUACUGAGUAUCUGGCGUCCACAGCUAGAACUUCAUUCGUUGUUAAAGGAAGGCAGUCGGUACAGAAUCUACCAGCUGUCAACGUCACACUCCAAAGGAAGAUCAGACUCAACUAACAUACAAUUAACAGCAACAAAGAAAACUCAGUAUCUACAACUACCAGUGUCGCAGGAGGUGCUGGUACAGAUUUUCUUUCCGAGAAAGGCUCUAAAAUUCACCAGUUUGUCAGAUCCUUCUUUUCAGCCACCAUGUGCUGAAGUGGAUUUAGUCGGAGUUGUAGUUUCUCUUAGCAGAACAGGUUUUGCAACUCUGGUGUACUUAUCUGAUGAAAGCUAUAAUUUAGUAGCAGUGAAGAUCUGGACAGAUCUCAGACACUUGGCUAUUGAAGACAUCGUUGUGCGCUGUUCAUUCAUUUCUGUAAGCAACCUUCAGUGGCAAUCUGAAUUCAGAUCAGAAAUUCCAAUGCUGUUGGCUGGAGAUCUUUCUAUAUUCUCAGCCAGCCCAAAGGAAAACUAUCUUCAAGAGACGAUGACUGAACUGAGAAGUGUGAUAGAGAAUGUGGCAUCCUUUUGCUCUGAUGCAGAAAGUAAAUUGAUGAAUUUGCUACGAAGGAAUCUCUCGCUUACACCCAGUUUAACUAAAAGAUGUGGCCUGGAAUGCCCCUCUCCUUCCUGCAGCCCAGGUCUUUAUGCAGAGGAUAAAAGCUUGAUCUCUUCUAAAAUGGAAACAAAGCAUCCAAGCCCUUUGUCAACCAGCACACCCACUAUGAAACUUGUUGCACAAGGGUCAGCAAAAACACCUUCGUCGGCUGCAGUUACUGAAGAGCAUCCCAAAAACAUCAAAAAGAGAAAAGCCAUGGACUUCCUCAGUUGCAUACCUGCCCCUCCACCACUAACACCAAUCUGUGCAAAAAUUUCUCCAUCUUUAAAAAAAGCCUUUCAGCCUCCACGAAGUUUGGGUUUACAGCACAGCAAGCCAUCCCGAGAAACUAAUCAGAGUAUCGGUCAUGUCACCCCCUGUAGAAAAUUGAGAGAAACUGUCCAUCUUCCCGAGAACGACCUGGUUGCAGAUGAAGAACUUGCAAUGAUUAAUACACAAGCGCUAAUGAAUAAUUUAGCAGAAGAAAAGAAGAUUGAUUAUGUAAAUGAAAAUAGCAAUACACCAGCUACUGGUUUAUCUGAUGAUCUUUUGCCCAAAAAUAGUUCCAGGUCUACUGGGGAUGCCAAUAACUCAUCAAAAAGCAGUUCUGAAGUAGCUGAGGCUCUUCAGAAGGAUAUAGAGGAACCUGAGGACUCGUUACCGGCCCACAGAGUGCUACGAAGAGCAAAACCCCGAAAAUAUUAUUAA